Molecule: messenger RNA, 6423 nt
Organism: Oreochromis aureus
Lineage: Eukaryota; Metazoa; Chordata; Actinopteri; Cichliformes; Cichlidae
Gene: zswim6
Product: zinc finger, SWIM-type containing 6
Exons: 14
Coding region: 383-3778 (1131 amino acids)
Cellular component (GO): Cul2-RING ubiquitin ligase complex
Molecular function (GO): zinc ion binding
Source: RefSeq, a predicted model, not a curated record
AAGACAAAGCCCCCUCUCUCAGUCCCUAGUAAAUGUGAACGCCAGCCGGUAAAACCACCGUCUGAGGUAGCUCUUUAAUACAACCACACCGUUUCCAAAGUCAACAUUCUGGGCUGAAAUCUGGCUCUCAAAGGACGAGGGCCGGACGGGAAUUCCGCCCCCCUGGAAGUCCUCAGCACGGAGCUUGCCCCGCAGACCCCGCCUUCUCUUAAUUUGUCAACAAAGGGGUUUGACAAGCUCGCCGAAGCCCUGCCCCAUGUUGCCAUAAAAGGAUGAUUUGGCCAUACACGGCCAACAAUCAGACCGUGGGUAACCUUUUCCGUUCCCCAUCCCGUUCAUAUGGUGCGUUGACUUCCUCCGUCGCCGUUAAAGCGGAGCUAUCAUGGCGGAGCGCGUACAGCAGCCCCCAGCCAAGCGGCUCUGCUGUAGACCGGGCUACGGCUCAACAUGUAGACAAGGCCAGCGGGCCGCGGGGGCGCCGUGCGGCAGCUCGGGUGCCACCCAGGGCGAAUCGAGCAGAACCCAGAGUCCGGAGACCCUCCUGGACAUCGCGGCAAGGAAAGUCGCCGAGAAGUGGCCGUUUCAGAGGGUAGAGGAGCGUUUCGAGCGGAUCCCGGAGCCCGUCCAGAGACGGAUCGUGUACUGGUCUUUCCCGAGGAGCGAGCGUGAGAUCUGCAUGUAUUCGUCGUUCAACACUGGCGGGGAGGAGAUCGGAAGUAGCGGGGAGAGCGGCGACGAGACGCGGCUGCCUUUCCGACGGGGCAUCGCUCUGCUGGAGAGCGGCUGCGUGGACAACGUACUCCAAGUCGGUUUUCACCUCAGUGGCACAGUAAGGGAACCCGCUACACCCUCUGAGCCAGAGCUAGUCUGCAAUGUGAGCGUCAGCUUCGACCGCUGCAAAAUCACAGCAGUGACAUGCAGCUGCGGCAACAAGGACAUUUUUUACUGUGCCCACGUUGUGGCACUCUCACUGUACCGAGUACGGAAGCCAGAGCAGGUCAAACUGCGCCUGCCCAUCUCAGAGACUCUAUUCCAAAUGAACAGAGAUCAACUGCAGAAGUUUGUUCAGUACCUAAUCACAGUGCAUCACACAGAUGUGCUGCCGACAGCACAGAAGCUGGCAGAUGAAAUACUGUCACAGAACUCAGAGAUCAACCAGGUCCACGGAGCUCCUGAUCCAACAGCGGGGGCAAGUGUGGAUGACGAGAACUGUUGGCAUCUGGACGAGGAGCAAGUCCAGGAACAGGUCAAGCUCUUUCUCUCCCAGGGCGGGUACCAUGGCUCAGGAAAGCAGCUCAACUUACUGUUCAGCAAGGUGAGAGAGAUGCUGAAGAUGAGGGACUCCAAUGGAGCUCGCAUGUUAACACUGAUCACAGAGCAGUUCAUGGGUGACCCUAGAUUGGCGCUGUGGAGGCAACAGGGGACGGCCAUGACUGACAAGUACAGGCAGCUGUGGGACGAACUAGGGGCCCUGUGGAUGUGCAUCGUGCUGAACCCCCACUGCAAACCUGAGCAGAAGGCUUUCUGGCUACGACAGCUUCGCAGGUGGAACAGCGUGGACGUUUGCCCCUUGGAGGAUGGUAACCAUAGUAGCGAACUGACCAAUCUCACCAACGUUCUGCCCCAAGGCCCUGCUGGUAACCCAGACUCGCUGACUCGGCCUCACCGGACGGUCUUCACGCGAGCCAUCGAGGCCUGCGACCUGCACUGGCAGGACCCCCACCUGCAAAACAUCAUCACGGAGGACCACUACACCAACUACUGCUACCAUGAGAACCUCGACUCGUCCCUCUUCGACACCCGAGGGUGGCCCUUAUGGCAUGAGCACGUCCCUACAGCGUGUGCCCGAGUGGAUGCCCUGAGAUCACACGGUUACCCCAAAGAAGCGCUCAGGCUGGCCAUCACCAUCGUCAACACACUGCGGCGGCAGCAGAAGAAACAGCUGGAGCUCUUUCGUUCCCACAAAAAAGAGCUGCUAAACAGAGGAAUUACAUCAGUCACCAACCUGGAAGGAUGGGUGGGCCACCCUCUGGACCCCAUCGGCACUCUUUUCAGCACCCUCAUGGAGACGGGGAGGGGCAGCGAGGAGGGAACUCUACUUGAUUUCUCAGGCUCGCUGGGUUCAGGCAGAUGGACGGAGCAUCCGGUUUUCCCAGCGCAGCGUUUCUUGGAAGAAGGAGAGUCUUUCCUGUCGUUGGCCGUGGAGACAGCUCUCAUUGGACUGGGGCAGCAGAGAGUGAUGCCAGACGGCCUUUACGCUCAGGAGAAAGUGUGUCGCAAUGAAGAGCAGCUAUUGGGCAAGCUUCAAGAAAUUGAUUUAAACGACAUGCUGGUGAAGAUCUUCCGGAAGCAAGCUGUCUUACUGCUAGAGGCUGGUCCUUACAGUGGUCUGGGGGAAAUACUCUACAGAGAGAGUGUCCCCAUGCACACUUUUGCCAAGUUUCUGUUCACCUCCCUGCUACCUCACGAUGCCGAACUGGCAUAUAGAAUUGCACUGAGGGCUAUGAGGUUGCCGGUCCUGGAGUCCACAAACCCCUCUAGUGACUUGUCUCGGCCUCACCACAUAGUGUCCGUGGUGCCCAACCGAUACCCUCGCUGGUUCACUCUAAGCCACAUAGAGACUCAACAGUGUGAACUGGCCUCCACGAUGCUCACUGCUGCUAAAGGUGAUGCUCGCAAGCUAGAAACUGUGUUAGAGUCGAUCCAGAAGAACAUCCACUCCUCCUCCCACAUCUUUAAACUGGCCCAGGAUGCCUUCAAAAUCGCCACUCUCAUGGACAGCCUGCCUGACCUCACGCUGCUCAAGGUUUCCCUGGAGCUGGGCCUUCAGGUGAUGAGGAUGACCCUGUCUACACUGAACUGGCGUCGGAGAGAGAUGGUGCGCUGGCUUGUCACCUGUGCUACUGAAGUUGGUGUGUUUGCUCUGGACAGCAUCAUGCAGAACUGGUUCACCCUCUUCACCCCCACUGAAGCAACCAGCGUUGUGGCUAGCACUGUCAUGUCCAACAGCACUAUUGUCCGCCUGCAUCUGGACUGCCAUCAGCAGGAGAACCUGGCCAACUCUGCCCGCACCUUAGCCCUGCAGUGUGCCAUGAAGGACCCCCAAAACUGUGCCCUCUCAGCUUUGACACUCUGUGAAAAGGACCACAAUGCCUUUGAAACAGCCUAUAAGAUUGUACUGGAUGCAGCUGCCACUGGAAUGAACUACACACAGCUGUUUACAAUAGCACGCUACAUGGAGCACCGUGGUUAUCCAGCAAGGGCAUACAAACUAGCAACGUUAGCCAUGACUCACCUGAACCUAAGCUACAACCAAGACACACACCCGGCCAUUAAUGAUGUGCUCUGGGCAUGUGCUCUCAGCCACUCCCUGGGUAAAAACGAACUGGCAGCCGUCAUCCCUCUAGUGGUGAAGAGUGUGAAGUGUGCCACUGUCUUGUCGGACAUUUUACGCCGGUGCACUCUUACAACACCAGGUGGCAUGGUGGCACUACACAGUCGCAGAAACUCUGGAAAGCUGAUGUCUCUGGACAAAACUCCACUCAGGCAGCUACUGGACGCCACAAUCGGGGCCUACAUCAACACAACGCACUCUCGGCUGACGCACAUCAGCCCACGCCACUACAGCGAGUUUAUCGAGUUCCUCAGCAAAGCCAGAGAAACAUUUCUCAUGGCACACGACGGACACAUCCAGUUCACACAGUUCAUAGACAACCUAAAACAGAUAUACAAGGGCAAGAAGAAGCUCAUGAUGCUUGUUCGAGAGAGAUUUGGUUAAAAGACGAUCAUAUGACCAAAUUGUAUUUUUGUUGUUGUUGUUGUUGUUUUGUUAGUUGUCUCCUUUUUUUUUAAUCCUUUCUAACUUGAAGUGAAAAUCCACCUAAAACAACUUUCAUGUGAAUCUUAUUCCUGUGCUUUAGGACUGCUGGGUCUGAUGGAUAACGAACACAAUUUCUUCGAGGCAAAUAUUUAAGACUGUGAGGUUAAAACGUUACCAAGCAUGAUCACACACAGAUUCUAGUGUUGGGUAGCCCAAAAGGUUUUAGAGUAAAGUUUAAAAUUUGGAGAGGAAAGAAAAAGACUGUAAACCAUAUGAGCAACACCCGGGGCCAAGACUAAAACAGAGUGUACACACUUUUUUGUUUGGGAGAUUUGAGGCUUUUCAUACCGGUUCUGUUCUUAUCCAGAUUUUUUCACCAUAAAUAGAUAUACAAAUGCACCGAGUCUUUUGUCACAUAAAUAAUUCUGAAUGUAGACUUAGUUGCUACUGGUGGAUAGCUAAUGGCUACACUGUGACUAUGUUUGUUCCAAAAUAGUUGCUUCUACAACACAUACAAUUGUGAUGCCGGCCAAGACAGUACUGUAAAUACAGACACUCCCAUCAGGGCUUUAAUCAGACCUUAUGUAACUUGUAAAUCAUCUUCACCCCAUCGGCAGUAGCUACAACCGUAGUCAUAACUGCAGCAAGAGCAAUGCCCAAAAGCUUUAUCUGCUACUGAUUAUAUUUAGCCUUCGAGAACCAGAGGAAGGAAUUUACCUUUAAUGGCCACUCAUCACCACAUCCUGGAGUCAGCGUGGCAUCAUCAUAUUAGAGACACAGAAAAGCAACAAUUUUUCUUAUUUGACAGCAUUCUUUUGAAAAUGUUUUUAAUUAUUUAAAUAGUUGCCAACUAUUAUUUUCUGUUGAUCCACAGAUAGAUUAAGUCAUUGCAUCUCUAAUUAAAUUUAUUACUUUGAACUGCAAUAUAAUCACAAAAUUAUAGAUAACAGCUCCACUAAUUCAUGAUAUUGUAGCGCUGAACCAUAAUUCUUAUGAAAUGUUUAAAAGAUAAGCAGGAAUUACAUUUUAGAGUUCCUGUUCAGACUGUUCAGGGAGUUCUUCCUUCCCACUGACACCAAGUGUAUGAUCAUGGUAGAGUUCUUUCUCCAAUGUUGUAGGGUCUUUUCCUUAAAGCACUUUCAAAUGAUUGUGGUUUAUGAUGGCAUAAAAAACCAAGUAUGCAGCUCAAAUGAAAUAUAAAUCCGUUGCUUUUUGGUGUCUUAACAGUACAAGACACUGAAAAUCUUGGACUGUUCACCAAUACCAAACAUUUUUAUUUAUUUAUUUUUUGCUGCUUUCUGAUGUUUAGAAGGUACCCCGCUGACCACUGUUAGCAUUAUGCAGCAGAUUUUUUUUUGUUUUUAAAUGUAGCUCACAUGAUUUUUUGUGUCAACACACCAACAAACUUGGCAGUUAUCUUUCAAAGGCAGCAAAGAAUAAGACCGCUAAGUAACAAACGUAAAUGUAUAAAGUGUAAUGAUUUUGCAAUGUUGUAUGGGGGAAGAAACACUUACCUUCAUUUCUAAGAAAACUCCACAGGAUACCUUUAAUAGACCAGACUUUUUAAACAUCACUUUAUCUGUGGGAGUGGUGUACACACUGUUUAUACAUCUGGCCCCUGGUAUUGAUGUGUCAAAAAAAAAACCCCAAAAACUAUGUGUUUAGUUUGCAAAACUGUCACUUUGUUUGAAGAUUUUGUGUUUUCCAUUACAUACAAACGUGAGAGGGUUUUAUGCUGAGUAUUUCCUGUAUUGUCCAGUGGCAAAAUGUCUGCCUUGCACUGCUCCUGCUUCCCUCGGCUAAUGCUCACAGCCUCAAAGAGAAGACAAAUGGCUUUAAACCAAAUGGACCAUUUGAAGCGACGAGUACCUCUUUUAAAGGAUCCAGCUUUACUCUUUCCCCCCAGGCCUCCUCACCCAUCUGCUCAAGAAAGGCUCUAAAUCCACCAUCAAAAUUCAUUUCGCUGCCAUUUCCAGGCUGGUUGUUUUGGCUUUGCAGUGUUGUCGCAAACAUUCAGUAUGCUUAUUUGACGGACACAUUUGCCACGAUAGCACGACGACAAACCAUCUCAGUUCUCGUCCUCGUGGAAACGAUGUAUAUUCUCAGGGAUUUCUCCAAAAAAAACGAAACAAACAAACAAAAAUAAGCAGAAAAAAGAACAAAAGCAUUUUAUUGUCCUGUGUAUAUAUGAAAGUAUAUGUCUCAAUAUUGAAAAAAUGUAUAUGUUAACUAAUUUAUGACAGAAUAUUCUAUGUAAGACACAAUACUUGAAGCUGCAGUAAUUUUGGAAACAAGCGAAAAGCAAAACAUAUCAGAAGGACUUCUAAACGUUGGCCUGGCAUUGCAUUACGGGCCCUGUUUGGGCUCUGCAGACAUGAAAUGAACUGCAGAAAGUGGCCGUCAGGAAGUGGACGUGCAGAGUGGGUAUUAUCCGGAGCACAGAAGUGUACUGAGGGGUUUUACAAGUCAUUGAAGGAGGCAGAGCGGCAGCAACAUACAGCUGCCAGCUGCUGCAGUUCUCUCAUCGUGGUCAAGUCUGCCUCAUUCCACCUUCUGCAGUGACUCGCUCACAAAAUGAAGCUUUGCUUUUUCUUCUUUUUUUU